AUGACCAUAUCAACCACGACUGGAUUAGCUAGAUACUAUGCAGGCCACCGGCCAGUGCUUACUGUGGCCGAGCCGGAACUGUUAAAAAACAUCAUGAUCCGCGACUUUAACUCGUUCACCGACCGUAACUUCGAGCUCCUGAUAGACCCGGUCCUCAACCGUAACGUCGCUCAGGCGUCGGGUGACGACUGGAAACGGUUGCGACAGAUAAUCAGUCCGGCGUUCAGCUCCGGGCGUAUGAAACGUAUGUAUCCAUCCAUUAGGGAGUGUUUGCGCGACUUUACCGCACAUCUGGACGCAUACGCCAGGGAUGGGCGCCCUAUGAAUGCCAAGGAAAUGUUUGGAAAUUUCACCAUGGACGUUGUGGCCACCUGUGCAUUCGCCACCAAGACCAAUAUUCAUAAUGAUCCCAAUAAUCCGGUGACCACUACUGUCAAACCAGAAGGGCUACAAUAUUUUAAUGAUCUAAUGAGUAAUAUAAUCACAACGCGUAAAGAGAUGCCGGACUCGAGCGCCAAAUACUCAGACUUUUUGCAGCUAUUAAUGGACGCACGCAAUGAUAGAGUGGCCGCACAUGAAAGCGCUAUCACCGACGAGUCGGGCACCGGUAGCCUCAAACCUUCGGCCCCGACCCCAGCCGUACCGCAUAAGCAAAUGUCUGACGACGAGGUGCGGGCCAACACAUUCGUUAUAUUAAUGUCCGCCUACGAGACCACCGCCACGACCCUAACCAUAGCCAUGUAUGAGCUCGCGCUACAGCCCAGACUACAGGAGCGACUGUACGCCGAGCUCAAGGCCGCCAUGGAUGCUGAUGGUGAAAUUGACUAUGACACUUUACAAGCAUUAACCUAUCUCGAUCAAGUCGUAUCGGAGACCCUGCGCUUACAUCCGCCCGGCAUACGGGCCACACGACUGGCCACUCAAGACUAUAAGCUCGGCGAUACCGGUAUUGUAAUACGUAAGGGUCAACAGGUGGACAUACCUACCUAUGCCAUACAUCAUAGUCCCGAGAACUACCCAGAUCCAUACCGAUACGAUCCGGAUCGUUUCUCGCCGGCCAAUCGUGGUAAAAUUAAACCCUAUACGUACGCG
Molecule: messenger RNA, 1092 nt
Organism: Medioppia subpectinata
Lineage: Eukaryota; Metazoa; Arthropoda; Arachnida; Sarcoptiformes; Oppiidae
Source: the annotation of a GenBank genome assembly